This is a messenger RNA of Durio zibethinus, 1886 nucleotides long. Its product is annotated as putative inactive poly [ADP-ribose] polymerase SRO5. Gene Ontology annotation, molecular function: NAD+ poly-ADP-ribosyltransferase activity. Lineage: Eukaryota; Viridiplantae; Streptophyta; Magnoliopsida; Malvales; Malvaceae. The record is from RefSeq and is a predicted model, not a curated record.
AUCCAGCAAGCUAGGGAAGGAAUAGCCGCCUCUUUUAUUACCCAAAACGACUGGCUUCCCUCUCCCAUAUGAAAACAAUAAAACAAUUAGCGGCCCAUCUGAUCUCACCCGCCCACCGCCUGUCUUUCCUUCCCUCCUCCCCAAGUUCUGAAAAAGUCGGUUCCGUUAGUUUCCCAUUAUAUCUGUAUAUAAACAACUCUCCCUCUUUUUUUAUCGUUCUCUCUUCUCCAAGCAAAGUAACCCCCCUUCUCCUUAAUCCCCUAUUUAACUUCAAAUUCUUUCAAUCUUUUCUGUUUCUUCUCUUCUCUAUUAUUUAUACCCCUUCCGAGAUGUAUCAUUAGUUUCUUCUUUCUUUUCUCUUUUUUUUUCCCCCAAUUUUUCUGGCUUCUUUGGACUCGUUUUCAAUAGAUUCUUCUCGUACAUAUUGUCUGUUUUCUUUUUCUUCUGGCUUUAUGUUAUAAGGCAUAGAUUUUUCAAAUUUUUAGUUCUUUUGAUUGUAAAUCGCUUUAGCUUUUGUUACGCGAUCUGUUUUUUUUUUUUUUUUCUUUCUCUAAAUUAUUGCUAUUAUGGCUUAUAACCAAAACCAAUACAACCAUUUUCCUUCUUUCCAAACACAAGGCUCCGACAGAACUCAGACGGUUACUUCAAAUUCAACUUCUUUAGAGGCAUCAAAUGAUCAAGAAUCUAUUAUUUCCGAUUGCGAAAGCUGCGUUUCUGGUCCCAGUUUUGAUCAAUCUUCUUUGUUUAACAAUGGGUUGAUUCGGUUAUUCCCAGGGGACAAAGCACAUGACCUUAUCAAGAAAAGGUUUCUUUCCAAUUUGGGUACUAUGGCGGCUCAUACUAAGGACUUGACAAUCCAAAAAAACGCUUUUCUAGGUGUUACUUGGCAAGCAAGGCUACAAUCUUUCGAGAUUUUCAUCAAAGCAAUGGAGAAAAAAUGUGGCGGUGACGCCAAUGUUAAGUAUGCUUGGUGUCCUGCCACUAGAGAUGAGAUUUCUAAGAUUGUUGAUCAUGGUUUUGGUCAUUGUGGAAUGCCUGAAAACAGUGGAUUGUAUGGUUGCGGCGUCUAUCUUUCCCCCGAUGAUUCUCCCAUGGACAGUGUGAAGAAUGCAAUGGUUGAUAAAAAUGGGGUGCGGUAUUUGAUGCUCUGCCGCGUAAUAUUGGGGAAGUCAGAGGUGGUGCAGCCUGGUUCCAAGCAAUGUCAUCCAAGUUCAGAUGAGUUUGAUUCUGGUGUGGACGAUUUGUCGUCACCAAAAAAGUAUAUUUUGUGGAGUACACAUGUGAAUACUCAUAUCUUGCCAGAGUUCAUUUUGAGUUUCACAGCUCCUCCUUCCGUUAAAGGGUUCCUUGGGAUGCAAGAUAGGUUGAAGAUGCCAACUUCACCUUGGAUAUCAUUUCCAGCUCUUAUAUCAGCACUUUCGGAGUUCUUACCUCGGACUUCUAUCAAUUUGAUCGCCAAGUAUUAUAGAGAUCACAAGGAUAAGAAAAUAUCAAGGCAUGAACUGAUACAAUUUGUAAGACAAAUAGCAGGAGACAAGUUGUUGAUGGCUGUCAUCAAAUCCUCCAGGACCAAGCGGCCUUUUUCAUUUAGCAGCAUUCAAGGAACAACCGAGCAUGGAUCCAGGAACACAGUACGAUAUCAUCAGAAGAGAAUUGGAUGAUUUGUCUCUAUGGAAAGAUAAUGUUGCAACCACUGAAUGGGAACGCUAGUGAGCCUAGUGUGGAAUUAUCUAUCUGUUUUCUUAAAACUAGAGGCGGAAUGUUUGCUAGUUUCUUCCUUUCAAAUCACACGAGUGGUCCUGUUUUUAGUAGUUGAUUAAGGAAGUUGUUAUUGUGGUUUUAAUCGACUUAAAAAGAGUUAUAAUGUCCAAACUUAGUUCAAAGAG